GGGAAAAAAAUGCAAUAAUAAUAGAACAAAUGCAACCAAAUUCCAUACAUCACAUGAAUUGGUACAAACUUCCAAAGAAGUGUUACUCUUUUCAAAACCUUAUUUUUCCCCCUCCCUCACAGAAUGAGAUGGAUGGUCACAGACAAUCUAUCCUAUUGGAAGGAUUCUCUUUGACAAGUUGGCAAUUUCCAUGGAUAAAAUGUUACACACCCAUGCAAAAUUCUACAGCUUCAGAAGCAUAUAGCAUCUUCUCAGAUAUAAAUAAAAUAAAAAAUGAAAAAAGAAAUUAUGAAACAUAAAAAACAGAAGCAGCAAGAGGAGCAACAACAACAACAAAUCAUAUCACCAAAGAUGGACAGCAAGAAGAGACACACAACCACAGCCAUACAAUGAGUAUGAGGCUAUCUAUCAUCACUAAUCUCAUCCACUAUCUUCCAUUCUUCACUUCACUUCAUACUCCCUAUUUCCUUGUCCAUCUUUCAAAUAUUUUCUCUUACCAUUUUCCACACUUCUGACCUGCUGGUCUUUCUUUAGUUGAGUUGGAUUUUCAGCCAUGGCUUCGGCUGCUUUAUCCGUUGCCAAUUCCUCCCUUCAGGUCAGUAGUAAGGGAUUCUCCGAAUUCGCGGGGCUUCGCAGCUCAGCACUUCCUUUUGCUAGGAAAGGAAAUGAUGAUCUGCUGUCACUUGUUGCAUUCCAAACUUCUGCUGUCGGUGGAAGCAAGAACAAGAAGGGAGUUGUGGAGGCGAAGUUGAAGGUAGCUAUUAACGGAUUUGGUAGAAUUGGAAGGAACUUCUUGAGGUGCUGGCAUGGAAGGAAAGACUCCCCACUCGACGUUGUAGUCAUCAACGACACUGGCGGUGUAAAGCAAGCCUCACACCUUCUCAAAUACGACUCUACCCUCGGCAUCUUUGAGGCCGAUGUCAAGCCUGCUGGAGAUGAUGGCCUCUCUGUUGAUGGAAAGAUCAUUAAGGUUGUCUCGAGCCGCAACCCUCUUGAUCUCCCAUGGGGGGACCUGGACAUCGAUCUUGUGAUCGAAGGAACUGGAGUUUUUGUUGACAGAGAGGGUGCAGGCAAACAUCUCCAGGCCGGAGCUAAGAAAGUGCUGAUCACAGCACCCGGAAAGGGUGACAUUCCCACUUAUGUGGUUGGUGUCAAUGAAGAACUUUACAACCCUGAUGAGACAAUUAUCAGCAAUGCCUCUUGCACCACCAACUGCCUCGCACCUUUUGUCAAAGUCCUUGACCAGAAAUUCGGUAUCAUCAAGGGAACCAUGACAACAACUCACUCUUACACUGGAGACCAGAGGCUUCUUGAUGCGAGCCACAGGGAUCUGAGGCGUGCAAGAGCCGCUGCUCUCAACAUAGUCCCAACUUCAACUGGUGCUGCAAAGGCAGUUGCACUUGUCCUCCCUAACCUCAAGGGAAAGCUAAACGGCAUUGCCCUCCGUGUGCCAACACCAAAUGUCUCAGUCGUGGACCUCGUUGUUCAGGUGGAGAAGAAAACCUUUGCAGAAGAAGUGAAUGCAGCAUUCAGGGAAGCAGCUGACAAGGAACUAAAUGGUAUCCUGUCUGUGUGUGAUGAGCCAUUAGUGUCAGUGGACUUCAGAUGCACUGAUGUUUCAUCAACAGUUGAUUCUUCAUUGACCAUGGUUAUGGGAGAUGACAUGGUUAAGGUUAUUGCCUGGUAUGACAAUGAAUGGGGUUACUCCCAGAGGGUGGUUGAUUUGGCUGACAUUGUUGCGAACAACUGGAAAUGAGCUCUAAUAGUAUAAAGCUUCCCUGAGCUACCCCAUUUUUUCUUCUUUUACUUUUUCCUUUUUGGCCAUGUUUGUAGAUUUAUAUCAUUUCCUUCAAAUUUGUAACCAGAGAUUUAAACCUUUUCCAUCAUUUGGAAUAACAAGACCCCAAGAAGUUCAUGUGAGUCUUGCUCCUGUACAAGGGUUCUUCUCAACAUCAGCUUUGUCGAUACAUCUCUUUGCUGAACCUUAUACCAAGUAAAAAAGAAUACACUGUGCCAAAUGACUGCAAUAAAUCUCCUAGAAUUUGAAUUAGUAUUCAUUUCUCAAGAGUACAACACAAAAAUACAGCACAUCAGCGGCAAAAUCCAAGGGGAAAAAGUACAUACUCCUAUACAAAACUUCAAUGGGAUAAAGGAAAGUUUAGCAUGCAUUGCAUGCCCUUCUCUAUCUGAUCAGUAUUUGAGAUAGCAAUGGCAGCCACUCAGUUAUUGAAAAAUGAUCUCUAAAUCAUGAUUUUCAGCAUCCGAAAAUGACAAUCUCUGCCGAUCCCAACACACACCCC
This is a messenger RNA of Oldenlandia corymbosa var. corymbosa, 2300 nucleotides long. The record is from the annotation of a GenBank genome assembly. NCBI's taxonomy places the organism in Eukaryota, Viridiplantae, Streptophyta, Magnoliopsida, Gentianales, Rubiaceae.